This is a messenger RNA of Soboliphyme baturini, 624 nucleotides long. The record is from the annotation of a GenBank genome assembly. NCBI's taxonomy places the organism in Eukaryota, Metazoa, Nematoda, Enoplea, Dioctophymatida, Soboliphymatidae.
AUGCAUUUUUCCUGUUUCGUGUUCUCCUUGUUCAUCGAUUGCAUAUCACCCCCCCCUCCCCCAAUUAUAAUCUUCUCCUUGCUCUCGUCUUGUUCUUCUGCUUCAUGCGACAUCGAGAAGAGAGUGGCGUUGGCGCAGCGUUGGGCUGACGGUGUGCCUCGGCGGUUUUCUGUGUCACUUGUGACGCUGUCGUUGGAACUGGGUCAUUCAACGUUUUCACGGUCGGUCAGUUUUUUCUAUGGCCAUUCGCGUCCGCCGUCCAACUUUCGUUUUCAUGUCGGUUGUCGUCGGCAUUGUCGUCACCCGUUCGUCAGUCACAGCCUCUGCUCGAUGAUGGACUCUUUGGACGACGAGGCAUUGCAUCGCUUCAUCCCUCGUCCAUCAUCCCUCGUCGAUCCCUCCACAGCUGGCCAUCACUCGACGCCGCUGAACUUCAAAGCCGACCGGCACCACCGGCUUCACCAACCGUUUAUUGCUAAUACGGAUUAUGCGUCGUCGUCGAACGUCGGUAUGACCGAAGCCGUGCUCAGAGCGCUGGCUGACAGCACCGCUCCGCACCUCACACACACGGACAACCCUACUUCGACCAGCAAUGGAAGCGAUGUCGCUUGCGCAAGGUACUGA